UUUAAAUUUCUAAAUUUGAAUCAAAUUUGUCUUAUUUAUUUCAUAAAGUUAGGUUUUCAUCACGUUUUCAUAUAUUUGCAUUGUAUAAACGAAUAACAAUAUUGAAUUAUAAGAUGGUACAGCAAGAAAAAAGUAUAAAUUUGCCAUGGGUUGAAAAGUACCGGCCAAGUACUUUGAAUGAUUUAAUAUCCCAUGAAGGAAUUAUUAGAACGAUAUCAAAAUUCAUCAAAGAAGAUCAAGUACCUCAUUUACUUUUUUAUGGCCCUCCAGGUACAGGAAAAACUAGUACAAUAUUAGCUUGUGCAAGGCAGUUGUACACUCCAGCUCAAUUUCCAUCUAUGGUUUUGGAAUUAAAUGCCUCUGAUGAUAGAGGAAUAGGUAUUGUUCGAGGUCCUAUAUUAACUUUUGCUAGCACCAGAACGAUUUUUAAAAGUGGGUUUAAGUUGAUUAUAUUAGAUGAAGCAGAUGCUAUGACCCUAGAUGCACAGAAUGCAUUAAGAAGGAUUAUAGAAAAGUACACUGAUAAUAUCAGAUUCUGCAUCUUAUCUAAUUAUUUAAAUAAAAUAAUACCAGCAUUGCAAUCACGUUGUACUAGAUUUCGUUUUGGCCCAUUAUCACCUGAACAAAUUUUACCAAGAUUAGAUUACAUUUGUGAGCAGGAAAGUGUUAAAAUCUCAGAUGAUGGAAAACAGGCCCUUCUAAAAUUAGGAAAUGGAGACAUGAGAAAAACCUUGAAUGUGUUGCAAAGUACUUGGUUUGCCUUUAAAGAUGUCACUGAAGACACUGUGUAUACAUGUAUAGGUCACCCUUUAAGAAGUGAUAUAGAAAAUAUAUUAAAUUGGCUGCUCACCGAAGAUACAGAUAUAUGUUAUAAAAAUAUUCAAGAAUUAAAAAAAUUAAAGGGAUUGGCUCUAGCAGAUAUACUAACAGAAGUCCAUAAGUUUGUUCAUAGAAUUGAAUUUCCAUUUGAAGUAAUGGCCAAACUGUUAGAUAAAAUGGCAGAUAUAGAGUAUAGACUUUCACGUGGAGCUAAUGAAAACAUUCAGUUAACUGGUUUAAUAUCAGCAUUUCAAUUGGUUAGAAGUUCCGUCACCAGUGACCAGUGAUUGUAUUUAUAUUCUUAAUUGUGUAAAAUUUAUUUUUUAAGUCCAAUAGGUAUUUUUUUAUUUGAAUAUAUUUUAAUACAUAAAUUUAAAA
Molecule: messenger RNA, 1197 nt
Organism: Sitophilus oryzae (rice weevil)
Lineage: Eukaryota; Metazoa; Arthropoda; Insecta; Coleoptera; Curculionidae
Gene: RfC3
Product: replication factor C subunit 5
Exons: 8
Coding region: 114-1106 (330 amino acids)
Biological process (GO): DNA repair; DNA-templated DNA replication
Cellular component (GO): DNA replication factor C complex; nucleus
Molecular function (GO): DNA binding; ATP binding; DNA clamp loader activity
Source: RefSeq, a predicted model, not a curated record